Molecule: messenger RNA, 3557 nt
Organism: Triplophysa rosa
Lineage: Eukaryota; Metazoa; Chordata; Actinopteri; Cypriniformes; Nemacheilidae
Gene: spsb4b
Product: splA/ryanodine receptor domain and SOCS box containing 4b
Exons: 3
Coding region: 1822-2661 (279 amino acids)
Biological process (GO): proteasome-mediated ubiquitin-dependent protein catabolic process
Cellular component (GO): SCF ubiquitin ligase complex
Molecular function (GO): protein binding
Source: RefSeq, a predicted model, not a curated record
GGUAAUUUAAAGUAAAACAAUGAUUAAAUUGUUAUUUAACUACAAGUGUUUUACAAAAUAUCUGUUUAUUUAUUUACGUCUAGUCUAAUCGUGACUCUGGCGACUCCUCACCGCCCACUCGCCUACGUGGCCAAUCAGCGCUCGCCGGCUUCGCGUGACGUCGCCCACAAAAUAUCUCGCGGAACAAAAGCCGUACGCGCGUAAAGCUCCUCCCCGCUGGAAGUGAACGACAGCACGCAGUCACGAUCGUUUCUCGCUAAAGUUUGUUUUAAUACAUGAUAGUAUUUAUAUAUUUACGCGCGCAGUAGAGCGGCAUAAACCCACAGGAACUCGAGAAGCGCGUCUUUGUUCGAACUGAAGCUGCGUGGGAUUCUCGCGAGAGUAAGUAGAUCCAGCGCGUGGCUGGUUUGUUUGUGUUGUGUUACAUUGAUACAAUGUUGCAUUUUUUUAAUAUAUCGUUUCCGAGCGGUGUUUUAAAAAUCAUCUAUGUGAUACGCCUCAUUUUUAAAACCAUCUGGCAGAAAUUGUGUCAUGGUAAUGCGCACACACACAAGCGUUUCAGUGUUUUGACAGUGUAAAUGGGUUUGUUUGCCGUUUUUCAUUAUGUUGAAAGGUCGAGACUGAAAGAGGUUCGGAGAUAAACUCAUCAUGUUCUGACCUACCGUUGUGUUUAUCUGGCACAGAUUCUAAAUAUUGUGAAAUAUAUGAACUAAUCAGUAAAACAAUGACAAACUGAAUGAAAAAAUGAAAAACAAAAGUUUCUUUCACUCUCUUUGUCUAAUGUGUCAAAAGUCUUUUGAAAUCAUGGCCACUUCCCUUCCCUCAUAGAAUUAGCAUAUGUUCGUUAUUCAUUAUAAAUACUUUGGUCUAACCCUUAUGCAAACAAGCACUCGGACAGACAGACAAACGUGUAUUUGACAUAUACAUGUACUUUGUCUUUACAUGUAAAGAGGUUUGUUAGAGGCAUAUGUCACAUUUUGUUUAUUUUAUUAUCGUUCAAGUUAAUUUUAAACAUACUAAAUCUGUAUGUGUACAGUGACUCUCAGACACUUGAGUGAAUGUCAUGAAAAGUCACAGAAAAACUAUUUGAACCAUGAGGAUGUUUUGAAUGGCCGCUCAACAGAAUCGCCUGGUGAUCCAGACCGGCUCUGGCCACAUUUUCUGUGUAGUUUUAUUUCUUCAGAAACUCCCUCACUGUCAUUUCCCCCUUCAGAUGAGGUCACACACGGAUCGCUGUUGUGAGCAUGCUCAGAACGAGAGAGAGAAGUAGGAAGUGUCCAGAGCUGUUUCCUCUUUUUUUCAUCUCGGUCUGUUUUUUUGUGCAUUGAGUUCAAACAGAGGACGCGGUCGUCACGGAAACACAAACAUCAGACUGUUGCUGCAGGGGUCUUUCAUUUAUCAUUGACCUGAACUCUGUUGACCUUUUGAACUUCACUGGUUGCUCACUGCUUUUAGUUCGCUGACAACAGUGAAUAAUUGCUUUAAAUAAAAGUAAUACUUAUUUAAGGGUGUGCGAAAUUACUAUUUUAUAUUGUGUCCUUUCUUUGGAAUCGGUAUGAACUACAACAUGAAAAUCAAAACGACAACCUUAUUUUCACCCAUGAACUGUGGAAAAUAAAAUCUAAAGUCUCUUUCUGCAGAAGUGUAAUAAAACGUAUCGCCGUGGCAGAUCUUCCUGAAGUGCGGGUGUGAUCUAGAAGUCUGGACCGCUCCUCUGACAUGGAGCCGUAUUGCCUCGUCUGAUUGGCUGACGCACUCUUUUACCGUCCUGCUCAUGAGGUAACCCCGGCUGUUGUUGUUGAUGCCCGUGUCCGGGCCGUGAUGGGGCAGAGGGUGUCGGGUGUGAAGUCUGCAGAUGAGCCGGAGACAGGUGAGCUGGCUUACCGACCGGCAUGUGGGUCGCUCCGUAGCCGCGGGGUCCCACUACCUCCCCGUGUGGAGCUGCUCUUGGAUAUGCCACCGGCGGGACCAGAUGUUCAGCUUCACCACGCCUGGAACCCAGACGACCGCUCCCUCAACCUGUUCAUCAAGGAUGACGAUCGCUUAACGUUCCACCGCCACCCGGUGGCCCAGAGCACUGACUGCGUACGGGGAAAAGUGGGCUUCACCUGUGGGCUUCACGCUUGGACCCUCCGCUGGCCCGUGCGACAGCGUGGCACGCACGCCGUGGUCGGUGUCGCCACCUCUCUGGCUUCUUUAAGGGCUGUGGGGUAUUGUGCCAUGGCUGGCAGCGACGCAGAGUCGUGGGGUUGGGAUUUGGGCCGCGGCAGACUUUACCACGACAGGAAGAGUCAGAGCCAGAGUGGAACUGUGCCAUCUUACCCUAAAUUCAUCGAGGAUGAGGAUGAGGAUGGGACGUUCUCCGUGCCGGAGGAGAUUCUGGUGGUGCUGGACAUGGACGAGGGAACGCUCGGGUUCUGCGCUGACGGGAAUUACUUGGGCGUAGCGUUUCAUGGGCUGAAAGGAAAGAGGCUGUACCCCAUCGUCAGUGCCGUGUGGGGUCACUGCGAGGUCACCAUGACCUACAUCAACGGACUGGACCCCGAACCCCUGCCCCUGAUGGAGCUCUGCAGACGGGCAGCCCGGCAGGCUCUGGGUCGACAGCGGAUUCAUCACAUCCAGAUUUGCCAGACGCUCAAAAACUUCCUGCAGCACCAAUGAGAGACACCAAAGCACACAGAUAAAUAUCACCUGGGCUCUGUAGACUAAACACAGAAUCAGUGAUGUCAUGAGAAGCUUUGUGCUGUGCACAGACGUCUGUAGAGCGUGUUAGAGAUGGACGCUACAGAAAUGACUCGCCAGAGGAAAAGUAUCAGGUUUUAACCAAUGAUUUUAUUGGAGAUUUAUCUGCGGAGGUUAGGAAAGUGUGUUUGUGUGCGAGACAAGUUCAUGUCUUCCAUGGAAAUAACUUUCACAAACUGACCUCUUCACAUGUUUUAAUCUUAACACUAAGAGCCUGAUUUCUUCAUGUGGAUGCAGUGUAACUUUAGACUAAAGAUGAUUUUGUGGCCGUUUCAACUAAAGCUUUUUGUUACUGGGUGUGUAACCAGAACAGAGGCCCUUAAUAUAUGUGUUUCAGUGCCUGAGAUCUUUGAAAGCGUUUGUUGCUUGUGUUUAGUUGGAGAUGAUGAAGCUUGACUCAGUUGGUUCUCAAAUGUUUUUAGCAUCUGAACUUGAGUAUUGCUACUUUCUGUAAACUGCUGAAGCGUGAAUGAGGCUGAUUUUUACAGGCUUGAUUUUUAUAUGAUGUUGGACACAACUUUGUUCUUUUAUGACCUUUGAAUUAUGAAUAAACAAAACAAAAUGAUCCGUCUCUUUCUGAUGUCAAGAAUACCCACUUUUAACAUUGUUUGAAUGUUUCUGCUUUCAAAAUUCUGAACACAUUUCUAAGGACACUCUUAACAAAUGUAAUGCAUGUUUCGCCAUUUGGCAAAGUAUUGUGAAGCAGUUUUCAUAUUGUAACAGCUUGACACAUUUUAAAUAUUUAUUAAAUGGGUUUUCAGAGAUUUAUAAUGUAAAGACAGUGCAGUGGCAAAUAAAAUAUUGUGAUCUGCUUG